This is a messenger RNA of Oppia nitens, 1674 nucleotides long. Its product is annotated as ecdysone oxidase-like. NCBI's taxonomy places the organism in Eukaryota, Metazoa, Arthropoda, Arachnida, Sarcoptiformes, Oppiidae. The transcript has 2 exons. The record is from RefSeq and is a predicted model, not a curated record. Gene Ontology annotation, molecular function: flavin adenine dinucleotide binding; oxidoreductase activity, acting on CH-OH group of donors. Bases 1 to 1674 code for a protein of 557 amino acids.
AUGAGCUCAUUAUUUAGUGUACUGUUAAUGCUGGUGACUAUUAUUAAUGAAAAACAAAAUAAUCACCAAAAUGUUGAAAAUAUUAAUAUUGACAAUAUAUACGGCCGAAAGUUUGACUACAUUGUAGUGGGUUCGGGAUCUGCCGGUGCUAUAGUUGCCUAUCGUUUGGCCGAUGAAACCGGUGCUACAGUAUUGCUGUUGGAAGCGGGCGGACCACAAACAAUAUACAAUGAUGUUCCCGCAUUUAGAGGUGUAGUGGAAAGUGGUGUCCAAAACUGGAACUAUCCGACCAAUGGGAGCAUACAUUUGGAUGCGGGACGAGUAUUUGGCGGCUCGUCGGCCAUCAACACAAUGAACUACUAUCGCGAGUCACCCGACUAUUAUCGUCUAUGGGCUGACAUUACUGGCCUACAAGAGUGGACUUUUGACAAAGUGUUGCCCUAUUUUCUCAAAUCGGAAAACAAUUUGGACGCAAAACUGGUGGCCAAAUAUCCACAAUAUCAUCGCACAGGUGGUAGAGUAUCGGUGAGCACUAUUCAACCAAUUGAAUUGUUGCAAAAAGUUUUGAUUAGCGCCCAAAAGUUUGGCCUCAAGUCAACAUUAGGUGAUCCGAGACAAUCUAUGGGUACAACUGUUUUCCAGAAAACUACUGAUGCAAAUGGAAAUAGGGUGUCAACGGGAACAGCAUUUUUGGAAAAUAAUAAAUUGAAAAAUUUGAAAAUUUUAGGCAACUCUUUGGUAACAAAAAUUUUAAUCAAUAAGCAAAAACAGGCCAUUGGUGUUGAGUUUUAUCGUUCAGAUAGAAAAUAUCGUGUGUUUGCCAAUAAAGAAAUUAUUUUAAGCGCUGGCUCUUUAGGUACUUCCAAACUGUUGAUGUUGUCGGGUGUGGGACCCAGAGAUCAUUUGCAACAGUUAGGCAUACCUGUGAUCGCCGAUCUAAAUGUUGGUCGCAAUUUUCUAUCACCACUGGCAACUAUGAUGACUUUCGAUAUCAUCAAUCAAUCAAUGGUUGAACAACAAACUGAUUCGCUGGACAAUAUAAUAGACUUUUUUAUCAACCAUACCGGUCCGCUAACCUAUAGUGCCUUAUCGGCUCUGAUAUGUUUUCCUGAACUGGCCUACAAUCAGACAUAUCCUGAACUGAGCAAUGGUUGUCUGAUGACACGUACUGGCCAACAAGGCAAUCGUACUAUACUAUACUUUCUAACAAUAUUGAGGCGCCCGAAAGCAACUGGACGUAUAGAACUGGUAUCCAGUGAUCCAUUUACCGAACCCAUUGUAAACAUGUGUUUAGUAUGUCAGAACAGUGAUGUCGAUAACUUAGUGAAGAUAAUUAAACUGGCCAUACCUAUAUUUACCAGUCCAUAUAUGAAACAGUAUAUAAGAAUCAAUUCACCGAUUGCUGGCUGUACUCCCUGUGCGGACAACUAUUUUUGUGAUGACUAUUUGAGAUGUCUUGUACUAAAUCGUCACAACAUACCCGGGCCAAUGGGUGGCUGUCGGUUAGGUGUAUCGUCAGAGUCGGGCGCUGUUGUUGACAAAAACUUCCGAGUGUUUGGUAUAAAUCGGCUGCGAGUGAUUGACUCGAGUCUGAUACCAGUGCCCGUUGAACAGGGAAAUGCCAUAUCAAUGAUGAUCGGCGAAUACGGUGCCCAUACUGUCAUUAAUAGCUAA